AUUCAAUAUAAACCACACCACUGUGGUGCUCAGUGUCAGCCAGUGCAGUCCCAGUACAGUGGAAUUUCACUGCAGACAUCAUGGUCAGAAUUAGCAACAUGCUGGGUUUUGUGGGGCUAUCUUUAUGCAUAGUCGUGCUGCUGGGUUCAGAGAUCUGCAUAGCAGCAAGGCAAGAAUUAAUAGUCACCACCAUAAAGCAAGACCCAUACACAAUGAGCAAGGGCUCCCAGUUAGAAGGCUACUGCAUGGAUCUACUCUCUGAGCUAUCUAAGAAACUGGGGUUUAAAUACAAAGUUAACCUGGUGAAGGAUGGGUCAUAUGGCCGGCAGGAUGAAAGUGGAAACUGGAACGGAAUGAUUGGAGAGGUUGUUAGAGGGGAAGCUGAUCUGGCCGUAGCUCCUCUCACUCUCACUGCUGCCCGUGAGAAGGCUGUGGGAAUGUCAAAGCCGUACAUGCAGACUGGAAUCAGCAUCCUCCUCCGCAAAGAAAUAGUUUCUGAAGAGGCUGGGUUUUUUGACUUUCUCUCCCCUUUCUCUGGGGAGACCUGGUUCGGCAUCCUGAUUGCAUACUUUGUGACUGCAGUCUGCAUCUGCAUUGUAGGAAGGUUGAGUCCAUGCGAAUGGAGCCAGCCUGAGACCGAGACCAAUCGCUUAACACUUCUGCACAGCUUGUGGUACACUGCGGGAGCCCUAAGCCUGCAAGGUGCAGGCCCACACCCUAAAGCUGUGUCAGGACGGGUUAUCAGUUGUACCUGGUGGCUGUUUGCAGUCGUGUUGCUGGCGUGUUAUUUCUCCAGCCUCAGUUCCUCUCGGGGGUCUGAUUCUGCACCGCUCAUGAUAAAAGGCUUUGAGGACUUGGCCAAUCAGGAAGUGAUCGAAUAUGGAACGCUUGCAGGCUCCUCCACCCUUGCCUUCUUUAAGAACUCCAAUAACCUGUCUUACCGUCGCAUCUAUGAGCACAUGGAGCGGAGGAAGAGUUUUGUGUCCUCCAUGGAUGAGGGUGUCCAGAAAGCAAAGGAAGGAAAUUAUGCUUUCAUUGGAGAAUCUGUGUCCCUGGACUUGGCUGUGGCACGCCAUUGUGAAUUGGCCCGUGCACAUGAGGUCAUUGGGAUGAGAGGUUACAGCAUCGUAACUCCUCUUGGAUCUCCCAUGCUGAAGAACCUGAGUGUGGCGAUCCUGCAGCUGAGUGAGGCGGGGGAGCUGGCCUAUCUGCGUACUAAGUGGUGGGCCAGUAGCUGUAUCUUGGACAAUGCCAAAGCCUCAUCUCUGAGGGCCCAUAGCAUGAAGGGCAUCUUCCUGGUUUUGGCAAUAGGCCUUGGGAUUGGGGUUCUUCUCUCCUUGUUUGAGCUCACCUCGAAGUCUCGCAGUACUGCAGGAGAGCAGAAGAAAUCCUGCUGCACAGUUUUGACUCAGGAGCUGAGCCAGCGUUUGAGAAUGAGCAACACAAAGAAAGACCAGGAAACCGCAGACAAAAACAAGGCAUAAAAGGUUUUCCAACACUGAUAUAAUCCGAGUCUUACAUAACAGAAUGUCUUUACUGUUUCUUAAAUUCUGAUAGAUCUAUUCAAGAUUUUCUGGAUUAUCUGGUGCUAGAUAUUACUAUCUCUUAAGUUAUAGGAAACUAUGUUUAUUAACAUUUUAACUGAUUUAUAUUAGUGUUCUGAACUGCAGAUUUCUAUAAAAUGUUAACAUUUUUAGUCAAAUCAAGCUACCUGCUGGUUCAGUGAAGAUGUUACCAAAUGAGGUGCCUUUUAAUCUCAAUCUGGCAGUAAAAUCUUAAUAAUAAUAAUAAAAAUAAUAAUAUUGUAUUAUUAUUAUUAUUAUUUCUUAUAGUUGUUGAUAUUAGAUGAUUAUUAGAAAUUUCAUCUGAAACAUAAUUUUUAUACAGACUGUAUGUAAUAAGCUAAGGAAGAAAGCUGAAAAGGAGUUCAAUAAGACUUUGUGAAAUGUUUGUAUUUAAUAGAGAAAUAUAAGAAAAAGCCUAUAAAAGUAAGAGACAAGCAACAUUUUACAGAUGUGUCAUUGUAAACCAAGCAUAAUGGGAAAAAUACACCUUCUCCGACAAGGAUUUAAGAAUGAAACGUUGUAAACUUACAAAACAAAAGCUCAUAUAAUAUAGAAAACAUUGUCACCUCUUACUCUUAAUCACAAAAGAGGCAUUGGUUCUGGCACCAUGUUUUAAUUUAAUUAAAUAAAUUAAUAAACUUGA
Messenger RNA from Myxocyprinus asiaticus (Chinese sucker), 2208 nucleotides. Its product is annotated as glutamate receptor U1-like. The coding region runs from base 81 to 1484 and encodes 467 amino acids. Lineage: Eukaryota; Metazoa; Chordata; Actinopteri; Cypriniformes; Catostomidae. Gene Ontology annotation, cellular component: plasma membrane; dendritic spine; postsynaptic membrane. Gene Ontology annotation, molecular function: AMPA glutamate receptor activity; transmitter-gated monoatomic ion channel activity involved in regulation of postsynaptic membrane potential. The record is from RefSeq and is a predicted model, not a curated record. The transcript has 10 exons. Gene Ontology annotation, biological process: monoatomic ion transport; synaptic transmission, glutamatergic; modulation of chemical synaptic transmission.